Molecule: messenger RNA, 1449 nt
Organism: Paramecium tetraurelia
Lineage: Eukaryota; Ciliophora; Oligohymenophorea; Peniculida; Parameciidae
Exons: 5
Source: RefSeq, a predicted model, not a curated record
AUGAAUUAGAAAUGCUUAAGCUUUGGUCAUAACCAAAGAUAAAUUGAAUUCGUUUGCAUACAAGCUAAAGAAAUUUUAUGGGGUUGCUCCAAGUGUUUUGAGUAAAAUAAAGUCCAAUAUAACUUUAAGCCUAUUGUUUAGAUCUAGAAAAUUUUAAACUAAGCAAUUCAAGAAAUCAAAAAUAGUAAUUGUCUCUAAGAAAUUUAAAAUAAAAAAAGUCUAUUUGAUUAAGCUAUAGAAUAAACAAAUAACAUUUUCAUUCAAAAUAUAAGUCUUUUAAAAUAAUCCUUUGAACUUCAAUAUAAGGAAUUGUUUGAUUUUCUAGCUUUUGUGAAUGAUUUUUCACCAGAUAAUUUGGACUCUGUGAGUAAUGAAAACUCUAAAUACCUCCUUAUUGUAUUGGAUUAAAAAAAAGCUCUUUAUGACAAAUUUGAUGUUUAGGCAACAUUUACAAUUGAGAGGCUAGAGAUAAUUAAAAAAGAUAUUAAGAAAAAUAUCAAUGAUGUUUUUGAUUAGGGAUGUCAACAAAUACUAGAUGGUUUGAAUUAUAAAUAUAACAUGCCAAUUGAAUUUAGAUAGUAAAUCUAAAACCUUAAAAUCCCACUAGAAUAUAAUGUCUAUGAACAUCCUGAUCUCACAUAUUCUAUAAACUAUAAAUUGGAUAAAGAAGCCUACUACUCCGGUUAAUUUUGCAAUAACUAGAUAUAGGGAAUUGGAGUAUUAGAAUUGCAAAAUUAAAAUAUCAUCUAUUAUGGAGCAUUUAUUGAAGGUCAUUUUACUUAUGGAAUUAAGAUCAAGCUAGCUCAGAAUCAACUGUUUUAGGGACAUUUCUAUUAAGGUCAAAAUCAAUUUGAAUAUAUUAUUGAUUCGAGUGGAAUCAUGAUUUUGGCUAAUAUAGAGAGAUACGAUGGGAGCUUCAAAAAUGAAUUGUAGGAAGGAUAUGGAAUAACAAAUAAAAAGAAUAAAGAUUCGUAUUAUGGCUAUUGGAAAAAUGGGAAGUAUGAAGGACAAGGGUGCUUAAUUAGUGAGGAAUAUGGAUAGUAUAUAAUUAUUAAAUUAUCAAUAGAGUUGAAGGCACAUUCAAGGAUGGAAAGCUCAAUGGGAAAGCAACUUUUAAGAAUGCUGAAGAGAAGGCGAAUAUAAAGAUAAUCAAAGGGAUGGAGAGGGCAUCUUAGAAAAUUUUGUGAAUAAAACCAUAUAUUAUGGAUAGUUUAGGAAUGGAAAGAAAAAUGGAUAAGGAACACUCAAAGUAGAAUCGAUGGUACUUUCAAAGAUGAUAAACUCUGUGGAAAGUGCACUGAAACAACGAAAGUAGUCGUAGUAGUAGAUCUAAAAUAAACUGUAUAAGAAACUGUAGAAGUAGGCGAAUUUAAGGAUGGAAUCAAAGUAGGAGUUUUUACUUCAAUAACUACUUGCAAUAACAUAAAGACAUAGUAAGCAAUUAAAUGA